Umbelopsis ramanniana AG is the source of this 2413-nucleotide messenger RNA. RefSeq lists its product as uncharacterized. Gene Ontology annotation, molecular function: syntaxin binding. The transcript has 12 exons. Gene Ontology annotation, biological process: Golgi to vacuole transport; endocytic recycling; retrograde transport, endosome to Golgi. The coding region runs from base 37 to 2325 and encodes 762 amino acids. Gene Ontology annotation, cellular component: GARP complex. Lineage: Eukaryota; Fungi; Mucoromycota; Umbelopsidomycetes; Umbelopsidales; Umbelopsidaceae. The record is from RefSeq and is a predicted model, not a curated record.
GCGGUGGUUAUCAAAACGUUCAAAGCCCUGCCCAACAUGACUUCAGAUGAAGCAGAUCCAGACAAGUUCACUGUCGAACAAGAACCGACAAGCAGCGACAUUGUUGAUGACGCUGACCAAAAGGUCAAAUCCAGAGACGACACCAUGGAACUUUUGACCAAAUUGCUCGGUGACUACAAUACUGCAGAUGAUGUAAUCGAAACAGAGGAAAAGGUUCGGCUCGAGUCUGACUUUGAGGAUGGCCUUGACUUUUACCAAAUUAGCUUUGACGAGGUGGACGAUCGGAUAUCGGCGUUCCAAGAGGAUGAAUUUGUCAAGGAUGCUCUCGAGAAGGGAAUGGAUCUUCGACAGUAUGCCCUACAAGUAGAGAAUGAGAUGCAAGAAAUGCAGUCUGAGUAUGAAAACGAUUACACUAACAACGUACGAGCGUUUAUUGAGCUACAUCAGCAAUUCGAGGCUUCAGACGAAAUUUUGGGCAAUAUGGAAGAAAUGUUAAACGUCUUUCAGACCGAUCUCGGCAAUAUUAGUCGAGAGAUCAAGAACCUUCAGGAACGAUCGACUGAAAUUAACAUCAAGCUGAAAAAUCGAAAGGUCGUGGAAGGAAGACUUGGACACAUUUUGGACAAUGUGGUGGUAGCUCCACAUAUGAUAAGAAAAAUUGUAGAGAGUGAUGUGGACGAAGUAUGGCUUCAGUAUUUGUUGGAAUUGAACAAGCGGAUGCGAUUUGUGAAAGCCAAUCAGAACAAGCCUAUUCGAGCUUUACAAGGCAUUGGUCCAGAAUUAGAAAAAUUGCGCUUAAAGGCUGCAUCGACCAUCCGAGACUUUUUCGUCAACAAGAUCAUUUCACUUCGAAUACCAAAUACCAAUAUUCAAAUUUUGCAGCAAUCUGUGUUUUUGAAAUACAAAGCAUUAUACCACUUUGUCACUGAACGUCACCACGAGGCAGCCACUGAGAUUCGCCAGACGUACAUCAACACCAUGCGAUGGUACUUUUACAAUCAUUUUGAUCGUUAUCACAAGGGAUUGGUGAAGCUUCAGUCAAACAUUGCCGAUAAAACGGAUCUUAUUGGUGUAGAAGAAAGUGUAAAGAAAGGCGGACUGUUCAGCAGCGGCAAACCGUCAAUAAGAGACAAGACCAACGUUUUUGCACUUGGCGAUAGAAUUGAGACGCUUCGUGCGCAUGACGCUGGCGUCAUUUUGGUUCAUAUUGCUGAAGAUGAAGGCGUGAGAUACCCAUUUGAGCAAUUAUUUAGAAGCUUCAAUCUCACAUUGAUUGAUAAUGCUAGCUCUGAAUACCUCUUUAUCACCGAAUUUUUUGCAAACAACCAAGCCAAUAAUGAUACGUCUAAGCUUAUAUUUCAGCAUAUUUUUACGUUAACGGAGGAUGUCGGCCUGACAUUAACCAAGUCAUACGUUGAACAAUCUCAUGAUGCAGUUGGCAUAUUACUCUGCAUUCGUAUUAACACACAGCUCAUGAUGGAACUCCAGCGUCGUAGAGUGCCGACCAUGGACAAUUAUUUAAACGCCACUAACAUGCUUUUCUGGCCACGAUACCAACACAUUAUGGAUAUGCAUGUCGACAGCAUACGGAAGAUGGCGGCGUCCAAGUCAGUUAUAUCUGCCGUCAAGGACAUCCAUCCACAUUACGUAACAAGGCGAUACGCAGAAUUUUCCACAUCCGUACUUACACUCAAUGAUGGCUACGAUGAUUCAAAUGUCACAAGCAGCUUACAGCGUCUACGCAACGAGCUCGAAGGUCUCCUGUCUCGGAUGUCUAACGAACUGCCGGACACGAUUCGGAAAAUCGCCUUUUUAAUCAAUAAUUACGAUCUUAUCGUUUCCGUUAUGCAAGAGUCCGCUAAUCGGGCUGUCAACGCGGAGCUAGAGCAUGUGGAGCAAAUUCUGGGACUUCAGAAAGCAGCGUUUGUGGAAGAGCAAUUGAAACCCUUCUUUGGCGAUAUCAUUGAUUGUGUCAACAGCGUUGAACAUCAAAAGAACAAGCCCAGCGAUUUCAGUUCAGCUCAACUUGAAAGGAUCUCGACCCAGUUUGCUCAGACAUGGCGGCAGUCUCUUAGUGCCAUCAACACCUCGGUCAUUCAAUACUUUUCCAACUUCAAAAACGGAACUACCGUCCUUCAUGCUGCUCUAGGGCAAUUAAUCGUGUAUUAUACGAAAUUCAUCGACUUGUUGGAAAAGAGAUACUCCGGACAAACUCAAGGUUCUACCGCCACAGGAGGUACGUUAGGUAUUGCCGGUUGGAAGGUUCAGCCGGUCGGUGUACAAACGGUCAUGGUGGCAGUCAAAAGCUUUAGAUCAACAUUUUAGAAAACUUCGUUGGUUUUUUAACCUAGGCAAAAAAACAAAUAAAUAACACCCCCUUUUUUUUCUUUCAAUAUUGGGGCCACACAGUUGA